UCUUAAAAACAACAGGAAGGACCAAGGAAAGGGGUUGCUGGCCUGAGCAGCAAAGCCUUGACCCAAGAAUAUGACGCCAUGUAGGCGCAAAAAUAAUGUGAAUCGCUAGGCACAACUACACCGAAACCAAAAAAGAUCUUGCAACAGCAGCAGGAGUUGCACGUUUCCAUGGGUUCAUGUCUUGGCAGCAGUGCUGCCACCGCCACCGCCCCCGCCCAAACCGCAAACACAUCGACGUCUAACUCUAGCACUCACUCAACGACCUCGGGAUCGUCUUACUUGACAACCCCAUCACCCUUUUGGAUGGCAAACAGCUGGCUUGGGCGGCACCACAAAACCGGAGGUAGAGUUGAUGAACGAGAAAGAUACGGUCAACAGGUAGAGCUCAUAUCAAGUGCGAAAAGGACUUGCUGCCAACGAAACGGAUUCAUCUACCGCGUGCUACGGUUUAAGCGGAGGCAGCAAUGCCGAAAUUUGUUAGGCCAGAACUGUGAGCAGCAGUCCAGCUAUGCCAAGUUGCAGUGUGAGUGUGGCAGAGCCAUGCCUGAAAUUCAGAUGCAAAACCUGGACGCCUGCAAGCUGCUUAACGCCCAGGCAACGCCCACCAGAGAGACAGAGAUGGGACGAGGAAACGUUCUGCGCAUUUUUAACUCACGUGCCAGCUCCUCAUUGGACCUUGAGUGGGAGCACGAGUACUCGCAGCUGCGGCAGUACCAACUCCAAUGCCAACAAACUUGUAAGGAGCCACAUUCUAUGCCGCCCAAGCCACGAUAUACAUCCCUAGACCAGCUGGCGGCAGCUGCAGCAAUGGCUACCGUUCAAGGACGACAUGUGGCACGGCAAGCAAGGUUUAACAUCCAGCUCCACGGGGGCCCAAUCACGCGGACUUCCUGCUGCUCGUCCACGCAGAACUCCUGGUCCCAUACAUCCACGCCGGAGUCGCUUGAAUGGGACGUGGACGAAGAACGGGAGCAGCAGCGCCAGUUGCGCUUAGAGGACGACAAUUUAGAUGAAGGCACCCUAAAACUACUGCAUCAGAUCGAGCAGCUAAAACAUCAUGUGUUGCGGGAGACAGGAGACGGACUCAGCGUGGAGGUUAAGGCCGCCGAAGAGUUGACCGAGGGUCUUCAGUUGGAGACCCAUGUAAGUUAAUUUAGUAUUUUAAGAGGUGUCAAAUCACAUUUUAGUUGCAACUAAAAUACCUUCUGAGAAGUGUUCAUGAAGCCCUUGAAAGACACAUUUCCGCUUUCAAUCUGAUUGGCCGAAACUCAUUCCUAUUAUUUUGCUGUUAAUUACAAAAAUAAUGAUUUAUCAUUCGCAACGCAAAAUUAAUGGCAGAGGACAUAUUAUGUUCAAUGUCAAUUUAAAAUUUCGUUCUAAGCUCAAGUUGCCAGCACCCACGAGCACGAAACUCAUAAUUUUUCCUACAAGACGAACCAGUAAGAAGUAAAUGUAGUUAUUAUACCCUUG
Messenger RNA from Drosophila rhopaloa, 1470 nucleotides. RefSeq lists its product as uncharacterized. The transcript is spliced from 3 exons. The coding region runs from base 169 to 1152 and encodes 327 amino acids. Lineage: Eukaryota; Metazoa; Arthropoda; Insecta; Diptera; Drosophilidae. The record is from RefSeq and is a predicted model, not a curated record.